Theileria parva strain Muguga is the source of this 1364-nucleotide messenger RNA. RefSeq names its product U3 small nucleolar RNA-associated protein 18-like protein. The coding region runs from base 241 to 1356 and encodes 371 amino acids. Gene Ontology annotation, cellular component: small-subunit processome; Pwp2p-containing subcomplex of 90S preribosome. Gene Ontology annotation, molecular function: protein binding. NCBI's taxonomy places the organism in Eukaryota, Apicomplexa, Aconoidasida, Piroplasmida, Theileriidae. The record is from RefSeq and is a predicted model, not a curated record. The transcript has 8 exons. Gene Ontology annotation, biological process: rRNA processing.
UUAUAAUUUAUUCCUGGUUUAAUAUCGCUGUAAAUCUUGUUAUGUGAUUGAACCUUGUAUUAUAACCUUACAACUUCCUUCCAUCACCUUCUACUAUUUAUCAUUUGUAUUAUACAUGUUAUUAUAUUAUAUUUCGAUUUAUUAUAUUAUGUUAUUUUUUAAAAACUAUUAAGAAUCAGUUUUUAAUUUUUUUAUGAUUUAUUUUUCGAUUAAAUUUCCAAUUUUGGAGUGUAAUACUAGAUGAAUAUGGGUGAAAGAGUUUGGGAAGAUCCAGACGAUGCUGAAGCUCCUGGUUUGGAGGAGCCUAGAUGGGUACAGAAGAGGCGUUUGAUCUUGAAGGAGGGUGGUUCAGAAGCUUAUUUAUCUGUUUCUGGACCACUCACUAGGGUUAAACCAAGUGCCUUUAAAACCGGUUCGAGGUUUAAAAUUACUCCAGUAAAACCCUCUAAAGAUUCAUUCAAGUUUAGUGGCGAGGUCAGUUCAAUUGGAUUUGAUGAGGAUUUCCGGUUUAUGUCAGUUUUAUGCCACAAGGAGAAGGGGUUACAGCUCUACACAGUAGGAGGCAGGGAAAGGUUUAAGCUGAAGUCGAAGAAAACGCUUUUCUUCGAUGAUUUUUUAAUACGAGAUUUUGCUUUCAAGGAUAAUAAUAUUUUACUGAUAGGGAAAAAUAAGAAAUUACUCAAAUAUGAUGUAAAAAGCGGUUUAGGACAGAAUAUAUUUAAUGUAAUGGUUCCUCGAACUGAGAUUGCCUAUAAACAAAUCGUCACCUCAAAACAUACAAACUAUUAUGCAAUCCCAUGUGUUAACACAGGAACCAUAUUGGUGUGUGAUUUCAAGGACAAUUUACUGGUCCACAACUUUAAAAUGAAUUCCGAAUGCGCCGGACUGGGAUUCAUCGACGAUGUUCUAAUUUCAUGUGAUUUAGACUCAAAUAUAUACGAGUUUGAUGUAAGAGGUGGAAAAUGUAGAAGAAAGUUUAAAGACCCAAAUUCUGUACAUGUCACAGCAUUUUCAACUUUUAACUCAAAUCGCAAUUCUUAUUUCGCAACUGGGACAAAAUCAGGCUACGUUAACUUAUACCGUACAAACUCAGAUAAACCCUUUAAAGUUCUGGAUAAUUUAACAACUGAAAUAACGAGUUUGAAGUUGAGUGAGGAAUUCGGACUGUUUUCGUCGGUCCACAAGAAAAAUUCAGUGCGUUUGGUGUACAAUGACAACUACAACGUGGUGGCAAACUGGCCCAAUAGCACGUCAAACCUGGGCCGCAUCACAGCACUUGAAUACUUUCAACCUCUAGAUACCAUAGUUCUGGGAACUAGAGCCGGUCGAAUUCACUUUCAUACCAUUAAAAAAUAAUCUAUACU